Molecule: messenger RNA, 588 nt
Organism: Corticium candelabrum
Lineage: Eukaryota; Metazoa; Porifera; Homoscleromorpha; Homosclerophorida; Plakinidae
Exons: 5
Coding region: 40-369 (109 amino acids)
Source: RefSeq, a predicted model, not a curated record
UUUGACUGUGGGUGCGUGUUUCCGGUGGCGGACAGUUUAAUGUCUUGCUUUUGGAAGACGCUGUGCUGUUGCUGCUGCAGAGAACGAGAGUAUGAAUCUGUUCAAGGUUCGAACUCUUCUUCAUCGGCAUCGGAGUUGCUAAGUUCUGUUGCUCGACAAGAAACACAACGUCCGAAGCAAAGGCUAAUUAAAGCAUAUGCUGGAGAGGGUGUAAUAUCAAGAUCGCGUUCUCCUCGUGAUAAGCGCAUAGGGAUGCAGUCUGGAGAGGACUCGGAUACUCUAUAUGAAGUUGCUGGACCUGCUCCGCCUGCUGACAUCAAGAUUGUAAAUCCUGCGUAUCACCCGUACAGAGAUACUGAUGCUGUAUGAUGAAACUCAUCAGUCUAUGAAUUAAUUGGAUGUGUUCGAGGUCUAUAGAUAUAUCUCUGUUGAUUUCCUAGCCCAUCAAUUUGAAGUUAAGAUUUUAGCCUGAUUAUGAAUGUUACUAUUAAAUGGCAAGGGCAAGAAAUGAAAAAUUAAUGCCACCAAAUGCUUGGAUCCUCACAUUUAUUUCUUAGCACAGCAGGAGAUGUAUAUUGAGUGUAACUG